GAUUAAAAUGUCACUCACCUCCAUCCUGUCGGCUGAGGCCAUUGAAAGCGCUGUCAAGGACUGUCAAGAACCAAACUCCUUCUGCUACAAGAAGUUCUUCAAGUUGUGCGGACUCACUUCGAAGAGCCCCCAAGAGGUGAAAGAUGUCUUCAGCAUCCUUGAUGAAGACAACAGCGGCUACAUCGAAGAGUCUGAACUAAAAUUCUUCCUGCAGCGGUUCGUCCCCGGGGCCCGCACGCUGACCGAAGCCGAGGCAAAGAGCUUCGUCUCGGCCGCCGACGAUGACAACGACGGCAAGAUUGGCGUGGAGGAAUUCCAGACCAUGGUCCAGUCCUGAGGACCCUGAAGACUGAUGACCUUGCAACAACCAGCUACUCCUCGCAUUCCACUCUGUCAACCUCUACUACAACCCUUCCCACUUUCAUUAAUCACACCAUCGCAAUAUGCUUAGAAUCUGUUUUCGGUCAUUAUCUGUCUGUUUAGAAACAAAGAUCCAGCCACAAUGUGCUGUUUUCCUCUAUGUUCACGUGCUCCCAAAACGGUGAUGAUGAAUAAAAAUACUAAAUAAAAAGGUAAAAAGAUA
This is a messenger RNA of Gadus macrocephalus (Pacific cod), 583 nucleotides long. It is a transcript of the gene pvalb9, whose product is annotated as parvalbumin 9. Gene Ontology annotation, cellular component: cytoplasm; nucleus. The transcript has 4 exons. Gene Ontology annotation, molecular function: calcium ion binding. Lineage: Eukaryota; Metazoa; Chordata; Actinopteri; Gadiformes; Gadidae. The coding region runs from base 8 to 337 and encodes 109 amino acids. The record is from RefSeq and is a predicted model, not a curated record.